CGGUCUGCCGAUGAGAAAAUGCGUCAUCCAGCAUUCAGGGCCGAAAACUUGUUCGGAAAAGCAUAAUAAUAUAAGGUCGGGGGACCAUAUAGGCUUCAUUCUCGGCUAGAGUCACGUCUUCUCCCAUGGGCCUGUACGAUCAGACUCUCGGCACUCUCCUAGUGGGGAUUUUCUUCAACACCUACUUGUAUGGAAUCGUCUCGUAUCAAUUCGCUGCAUAUUACCAAGCCAAAUUUAACGACCGACUUCCCGUGAAAUGCAUGGUGUGGUUCUUAUUCUUCCUUGACACAUUCCACAGCAUAGCGGCAAUCUAUAUGGCUUGGGUAUAUAUGGUUACGAAUUACGCAAAUCCAACCGCCUUGCAGUAUGCUGUAUGGCCAUAUCCCUUCACACCCAUUGGCACUGCAGUUGCCGCAUUUGUAACACACAUGUUCCUUAACGACCGAAUAUACCGCCUUACCGACAACAAAGUGCUUUAUGGUAUCAUUACCAUGAUGGCUCUCCCCACGUUUGCUCUGGGCAUUGCUUGCGGUGUCAAAGCAUGGAUCAUCUUCGUGAUCGCUGAUAUGCCACUUAUCAGUGGCCUCGCGACGGCCUGGCUUUCAAUGCAAGUGAUUGUAGACACUUUCAUAACCAGCACACUGUCCAUUGUCCUCUGGCGUGCAAAGACAGGUUGUGCGGCGACAGACACCCUUCUCAGGCGUUUGAUACGGGGAGCUAUCCAGACCGGCUUGUUUGCAAGUAUAUUUUCCUUGGGCGACUUAAUCACUUUCCUCGCCCUUCCAACCACGAAUUUCUAUGGCAUGUUUGCAAUCCCGAUUGCUCGAAUUUACUCAAACACCCUACUGGACACGCUUCUGGUGCGUCGGAACCUCAAAUCGCAGAUGACGAGUAGUGCAUUCGAGAGGACAUCGCGGGCGAUGGGCUGGAUGCCGGGGGAAUCGGCGAUUCCAAGCCCUGCGGCAACUAGCAUUUACUUUGGCGUCCACCGGAGCUUGCAAGACAACUCAGAAGCUGCCUCACUUGAUGGUGAGCGGAAGAAUGUCCUUGGCUUGGACCCAGUAUGAAAUGUGCGUGACGAGGCAAAGAUAUGCGCGAGAAGGAAACAGAUACCCGGCUUUGGCGAACUACGUGGAAACUCUCAAAGUCGCAUACCAUAGAGCUCCGCGAACUUGUUAUGAUGAUUCGUACUUGGCUCCCAAAA
Messenger RNA from Pisolithus orientalis, 1204 nucleotides. RefSeq lists its product as uncharacterized. Bases 126 to 1067 code for a protein of 313 amino acids. Lineage: Eukaryota; Fungi; Basidiomycota; Agaricomycetes; Boletales; Pisolithaceae. The transcript has 13 exons. The record is from RefSeq and is a predicted model, not a curated record.